Messenger RNA from Doryrhamphus excisus (bluestripe pipefish), 2375 nucleotides. RefSeq names its product CCC complex scaffolding subunit CCDC93 (gene ccdc93). The record is from RefSeq and is a predicted model, not a curated record. Gene Ontology annotation, biological process: Golgi to plasma membrane transport. NCBI's taxonomy places the organism in Eukaryota, Metazoa, Chordata, Actinopteri, Syngnathiformes, Syngnathidae.
UCUCCAUUUUGGGUCACAAGUAACAUUUCGUAGAAGAAGAAAAAAACAUCAUGUGACCUGUCAUAACUCUGUUCAACAUGGCUACCACCGUCUCUGCUUUUCAUCGAACUAGGCAUGGAUCGAAAUUGGGUGCCCAAUUCGAUCAAGACGGCAACCUUGUUCAGGUGGAGGCUCGGGAAGAUGAAGAGCAAGGCAUCAAGCUGGCGGAGAUCCUUGAGCUGCUUUUGGCUGCCGGAUAUUUCAGAGCCCGCAUUAAAGGACUGUCCCCUUUUGAUAAGGUGGUUGGCGGGAUGACCUGGUGCAUCACCACAUGUAACUAUGACAUUGACAUUGAUCUUCUUUUUCAAGAAAACUCAACAAUUGGCCAGAAAAUUGCAUUGACUGAGAAAAUUGUGUCUGUUUUACCAAAAAUGAAGUGUCCUCAUCAUCUGGAGCCUCAUCAAAUCCAAGGCCUUGAUUUUAUCCACGUGUUUCCAGUAGUACAGUGGCUGGUGAAGCGAGCCAUAGAGACCAGAGAGCAAAUGGGUGACUACGUGAGAGCUUACUCCAUAUCUCAGUUCCAGAAAACGUACAGCCUUCCAGAGAAUGACGACGUUUGCCAAAGAGCCAAAGUAGUGGGAGCAGUCUUUGAUUUGCUGGAAGUAUACAAACCACAGAGAAAGUACAGAAGACAGAAGGAUGCCGGAGAACUACUGGAUGAAGAGUCCAAGGUUCACUCGACUUUACUGGAAUAUGGCAGGCGACAUGGAUUCAGCAAACAAUCCAAACAAGACAAGCUGGAUGACAAAAAAGCUAUCCUGGCUAAGGACCCUGUGACAGAGGUGUCGGAGGAAGAAGCUCUGUGGGCAGCAGAGGAGAAACGUAUCAAAAGUUUAAUCACCAGGAUGGCUGCAAUGGCUGAUGAAGAGGGCCAACUGACUGCAAGCACAGUGGGGCAUAUAGUUGGACAACAGUCUGAGGAGAUCAAACUCAUCGCUUCUGAAUAUGCCGAGAAGCACUUGGAGGUGUCCUCAGAGGACUUUACAGAGCGCUAUGGCCCGUUGCAGCAGCACCUCAGAGCUGUUGCCUCUCUUAAAAAACAAAUACAGCAGAAGACUGACCAACUUGGUGAGCUACAAGCCAAUCUUGCAGAAGUAAAGAGAGGUUGCAACGAGGCCAAGAAAAAACUGCUUGAGGCAACAGAGCAAUCAGAGAGAAUGAAGAAUGAGCUGAUGACUUUAGAGGACAUGGAAGGUCAAGCUGACAGCAGCAUGUUGGAGAAGCUAAGGGGUCUGGUAACAAUGAAUGAAAGCUUGAAAGUACAAGAGCAUGAGUUCCGUACCCACUGCAGAGAUGAGAUGACGCUUCUGCAAAAGAACAUUGAAGAAUUGAGGACAGCAUCUGGGCAGGGUACAGAGGAGGACAAGGAAAGGAACCAACUGAUACACAAACAGUAUAACACAGAUCAAGAGAAACUACAAAAGAUCCGCCUACUCAUGGCUCGGAGGAAUCGUGAGAUUGCCAUUUUGCAGAGAAAAAUCGAUGAAGUACCAAGCCGGGCAGAACUAACGCAGUACCAGAAGAGAUUUGUUGAACUCUAUAGCCAAGUCUCAGCAACACACAAAGAGACCAAACAGUUCUUCACAUUGUAUAAUACCUUAGAUGACAAAAAAGUUUACCUCGAGAAGGAGGUUAAUUUGCUGAAUUCCAUUCAUGACAACUUCCAACAGGCGAUGUCAUCCUCAUCAGAUAAGGAGCAAUUCCUCAGGCAAUUGGAGCAGAUUGUCGAGGGACUCAAACAGAGUCGCAUCAAGAUGGAAAAGAAGAAGCAAGAGAACAAAAUGAGAAGAGAUCAGCUGAAUGACGAGUACCUGGAGUUGCUCGACAAACAGAGACUUUAUUUCAAAACUGUCAAAGAUUUUAAAGAGGAAUGUCGAAAGAAUGAAAUGCUGCUGUCCAAGCUGAGAGCUAAAGGAGCAUCUUAGCUGUAAAGGGGUUGUUUCCAUCACAAAUACUGUAUGUAAUCUGUUCAGAGAUUAUUUAAAGUAAUAAUCUCCCAUGCUGUUUGUUUCCAUCUGUGCCAUAAGCUAAAUGAAAAACAUCUUCCAGUUGUCUUACCAGUGUCACAACCACGGUGGUCGUAGCCACAGAUUUGCUCAAGAAGUCAGGUAAAAUGAAAAAAAAAAUUGUUAGGUCCUGUAUUAACUUGUAGACUGAUAUUUGUGAAUAGUCGGCUCUCACAUGAUCGCUCACUCUUAUUGUCAUUUUCGGAUUAACCAUUUUUUGCUUGUUUUUGUUAUUUCUUCAAAUCCUGAAAUUGCUUCACAGAAUGCUAAUUUCAUAUUUUCAUGAGGCUUCUAUAUCUUUACCUAUAAUUAGCAUCAUUAAUUAAUUAU